AUGAAAAUUGGAGAAUCAAGUCCAGCAUAUGGUGUCAUUGGCAGAAAGCGCACAUACAGCGAAGCUUGUGUCGGUUUCAAAGUGGAUCUUCGACUAUUAUACGAUUCACGCCAAAACGAGCACGAUCUACUUUCUAUGGAGGUUGCCAAGGAUGGUUCCACUUCCAAGCUGUGUAGAGAUGUAUGCAAACUUAUGCGGGAAGCAAAGGACAACCUGGAUGAUACGCUUCAGGCAUCUCUUGAAAAACAAAAUCACAUCUCUUUCCUCUACAUGGUACUGUACAUACAAGCCAACGAAUUGCAUGCUCAUCUUGGUUUCAUCCACCUAGCAAAAUCUGGACUCUACUUGGCCCUGCGUCGAGGCAAACUCUGCUUUCCAAGGACGCUGUCAUCCUUGUUGGAUUUCAAAAACAGUGUGAUAUUAUUAGCAUCACUAGUAUUUGAUUUGGAACGAACUGCGUUGAUGAUCUGCAAGUCAAUAGAUAUGAUCGACGAUAUCGAGAGACAACGUUAA
This is a messenger RNA of Radiomyces spectabilis, 513 nucleotides long. RefSeq lists its product as uncharacterized. The transcript has a single exon. NCBI's taxonomy places the organism in Eukaryota, Fungi, Mucoromycota, Mucoromycetes, Mucorales, Radiomycetaceae. The record is from RefSeq and is a predicted model, not a curated record. The coding region runs from base 1 to 513 and encodes 170 amino acids.